UCGAAUGGCACAAUAACUAUUGUAAAAUUGGAUGAGAGCAGAUUUUUACAGCAUAAAACCUUACCAUUAAAACAGCAGACUAUUUUUUACAAAUACAGUAUGUCUCCGAUUUAGAUGUUCUUAAAAUAAUUUUCCGAACUAAAUAAUGAAUUAAGAUUAGUUGAUAAUAUUUGUGUGACUUUUUUGACAACGACAACGAGUGACUAUUUUUACCGUCGUAAAUGUGAAUGAAAAUAAUUUGGCAAUAUUUUUUGUUCGCAUUGUUGCCUGCACUGCGUCAACACCCUUUAGAGUUGCUGUUCAAGCGACUAGUCCAUCUGGUGUAGUCAACGGGACGGUCGGUCGUUGUUUUUGGCAUGGCGUCACCGUACGAGGUGCCCCGUGAGUCAAGAGGGCCCGCGUUGGCCGCUGCCGGCGUAAGGCCGCGCGUGGACCCCGAGGCCCUUGGUGAAGUGGAUCCAGAACAAUAUCCAGAGGCAAAAGAGUCAACAAACAAAAUCCGAGGAAAAUCAGACCUCAUCGAGUUGAUAUUCGGUGAGGUUGACCAGGAACUGCUCACUGUCAAGACGUUCUACUUUUUUUUUUACUCAGCGUUCGGCUCACUUUUUCCUCUUAUGGGUGUCUACUUUAAACAAAUGGGCAUGAACCCCAGCCAGUGUGGUAUUCUAAUCGGGUCUAGACCGUUUGUUGAGUUUCUGGCAGCGCCAUUUUGGGGAGGCUUGGCUGAUAGAUGGCGCAAAGGAAAAUUAUUGUUAUUGGCGUCUUUAUCAUGUUGGAUUAUAUUUACACUGCCAUUAAAUUUUACGGAUCCACCACCUACAAAGUGUUUAGUAAAAGUUAACCAAACAACGUAUAUGCUUGAGACACCAAAUUCACAAAAAAUUUACAAAAGAGAUUUAUCUGCAGUGAGUUUAUUCUUAAAUGAAUCUUAUUCUAAUGAGUACAACGAUACAGAAAUGGCUGAUCUUUCAUUACCUGUGAUUCAUCGCACCCGUAGAGGUAUUCGGCCAAGAAAUGCGGCAGGAAAAUCUCCAAUUAGUGUAUCGUUUGCUUCAAAUUAUAACCCUAAAGAACACUAUAAUUUAGUUUACCCAUCGCACAGUCAUAAUGUUUAUCAAAUUGAAGAUAUAGAAAAAUCAGUCUUCUUAAUUCUGCUAUUGGUCAUGAUUGGAGAGUUCUUCAGUGCUCCUGCAAUAACGUUAGCUGAUUCAGCUGUUAUUACUUUAUUAGGUGCAGAUGCUGAUAAGUAUGGUCAUCAGAGGAUGUUUGGAUCUUUGGGUUGGGGAUUGUCUAUGUUUUUUGUUGGAAUAGCGUUAGAUCACUCAACUGCUUUCCCGAACCACCCUUGUGGAGGACCACAAGACAAAGAAAAAAAUUAUACAAUAUGCUUUGCCACGUUCUCGGUAUUAAUGGGUGCAGCCUUGAUCACGGCAACACAAAUGAAUUUCCGCCACGAAGAAUCAGAAGAAGAACAACAAACUGUAAUGAUGACUGAAAAAUCGACUUUACAACCAACUAAAGACGACUAUAUGCAACAAGAAUUGGCGCAACAACUGAAUUUACCUUCAUUGGCUCCAAGUGCCGCAGGAUUACCUCCUAGACAACAAGAGAUCCCUGCAAUUGAAGAACCUACCUUAAAAAGGAUGGAUCAAAUCAAAACUAAGAUCUUCGCCCAAACUACAAAAAAAAUUCCCGAAUGGGUAACUGUAUUGAAGUAUUUUGCCAACUUGAAAUGUGGUUCAUUUUUGUUUGUUUCGUGGUUUAUGGGAUUCGGCAUUGGUUUAAUAUUUACAUUUUUGUUUUGGCAUUUACAAGACUAUGGUGGAUCACCUACUUUAUUUGGCGUCGCAUCAGUCAUCAAUCACAUCUCAGAAAUAUUUGCUUACUUCUUUAGCUUCAAGUUAAUACGUCAAAUGGGUCACGUUAAGGUAUUAUGUUUAGGGCUUGCAGGCAAUAUACUUCGUUUUUUGUAUAUUUCAUGGCUCAAAAACCCUUGGUGGGUAUUGCCAUUUGAAUUUAUGCAAGGUAUUACUCACGCAGCAGUUUGGGCUGCUUGUUGUUCUUAUAUAGCGCACAACACACCACAACAAUUAAGAAGCUCAGCACAAGGAGUACUACAAGGUAUUCAUCAUGGUCUAGGCAGAGGAUGUGGUGCUGUAAUAGGUGGAAUGUUUGUGUCACAGUUUGGUACUACAACAACUUUUAGAGGCUAUGGUUUUGUAUGUGCAUUGGUAUUGGCAGCAUUUGUUUUUAUAAAUUUCUAUAGAAAAGAUACUGGAUUUGUGUCGGAACUACCCGUUGCUGAAGAUCCACACCAAGUGGCUGAAGAAACAGCUCAUUUAGCACCACAUGGUGUUCCGAGUAACCCAAUACCAAGAGGGUUAUCUAGUAGUAAGCUACAAGAUCUUGCAUCAGAAAAUCACGGAUAUGGCGCUACACAUACAUCGACAGGUGGAAAUUUAAACAUACCACAAGGACCCAACAAUCCGUUCCGGCAACAUAAUGCUUACCAACAGCCUAAUUCAAAUUUUGGUAAAGUCUACACAGACGAAUGCAUUUCAAAGCAAUACGCAAUGUGCAAUGACAUUCAAAAACAUUCAAUAGCCUCUGAAAUGAUAAGUCCCGAACCAAAGAAAAGAAACUCGCCUUUGUAUCAAUGGUAGUCAAGUCCUCUUUCUCUAUUUGCCUUUUGACGAUUUGUUGAAGAUUACCUAUGUAAUUUUUAUUUAUUAAUACUUCUAAAGCGGCGAACAGUACGACGUUGUUAAUUGUUUUUAGAAUAUUCUUUAUUAUACAGUAAACUAUUACUAUUAAUGACUUAGCAAUAUCAUUGGAAUAUACACGAACAUUUCUAGUUUAUCGGAAAAGUUGCAUACGAUAGUUAUUAAUCAGUUGUUAUUAUUUUUUAAAACUAUUUUUGUUUACUAUAAUAUACAAUGUAAACACAACGCAAACUAUACAAUAAAUUAAAAUGUAUAUAAUAUGCUUAUAUUCAAAAUAAUAAGCAUCUAGUCAUAUUGAUUCACUUUAUUACAAACUACAUAAUAAAACGGAACCAUAAUGAAGACAUAUUUGUAUGCUUUCGUGAUACGUUUUAAUUUACUUUGCAUUCUUUUUAAAUAGGUCUUAUUGUUAUUUUGUGCACGAAUUUAAUUAAAUCAUAUCAUAAUAUAAAAUAUGCACGUUUUAUUUCGAGUAUGAUAUAAAAGAAUAUUGUUAUAACAUGGGCUUAAUAUUAUACAAUAAGAAAAUAUAUUAUUGCUAUGCAUUGUAAUGUAUUGCUUACGACCAAUGUGUACGAUUGACGACUAAAUUAAUUUAAAAAAUGACUGCGAAUAAACACUCAUUACAUUGAAAAUUACCAUUACGCAUUGGUAACUUCUAAAAUCUGUUAAAUUUUUACUUUUUUAAUUUAAUAAAAGGCGGUUUAAUGUUUCCAUCAAUUUCCCAUUAGUGAUUACUAAAUUUUAAAUUAAAAUCAUCAAACUGAUUAAAUGUAAGUUAAUGUACUUAAAUAUUAUUUGUUUACUUUAUGUUUUUAAAUGAAAAUUUUCCAAAUCUAACUUUUAUUUGUAAAAAAAUUCAACUAAAACUAAUUCUUUCAUUAAAUAUCAUAAGAUUUUAACGUCUAAAUACAAUUAGGAUAUAUUACAAAUACUAUUACUUAUUGUUUAAUAAUAAUUAUUAUUAUUAUAUAAUAUUGUUCUGUUAUAAAUUUAGCUAAGUUAUUUUAAAUUAAUGUUGAUGUUUGAGCUGUAAAUAAAAUUAUAAAACUCGAAGGCCUGAGUUUAUAAAAUCUCUAUUAUUAUAAAAUACAGAAAUUGUACAAAACGACUUAAGCAGUUCCACGAGUCAGCUAUUAAAUUGUACUUAAUAAUAUAUUGUACUUAAAGUAUUUGUAAAACAAACUAUUUAAUAAAGUAAAAUAUUAUAAUA
Molecule: messenger RNA, 3936 nt
Organism: Daktulosphaira vitifoliae (grape phylloxera)
Lineage: Eukaryota; Metazoa; Arthropoda; Insecta; Hemiptera; Phylloxeridae
Gene: jef
Product: major facilitator superfamily domain-containing protein 6
Exons: 13
Coding region: 357-2663 (768 amino acids)
Cellular component (GO): membrane
Source: RefSeq, a predicted model, not a curated record